AUGACAAAUUAUGAAGAUCUUCCGUUGGUUCCUCUCGAUCAGCAUGAACUAAAACGCUAUGUCUUCAACAAUGAAAAGCCUAACGAUAUAGACCAUCAACUAACUGAAGUUAUUACUGAUUUAAUAAAACAACGUGGUUUUAAAGGCUACGAUUCACAAUGUAUUCCUUUAUUACAGACCUGUUUAAUUGAUUUUUAUAAAGAUUUAUUAGUACGUUUUAAACAACAUAUGGAAUCAUUAGAUACUUCUAUUACGAUACAGGAUGUUUUUGAAAGAACAUUAAGCGAUGUGAUGUCAAUCAAUUUACGAGAAUUACAAUAUUACAUGGAAAGAAAACAGUAA
Molecule: messenger RNA, 342 nt
Organism: Rotaria socialis
Lineage: Eukaryota; Metazoa; Rotifera; Eurotatoria; Philodinida; Philodinidae
Source: the annotation of a GenBank genome assembly